UCAACUUAAAACCCCCAAGAAUUCUGUGUCUUUCUCUUCCACAGCUUAAUUACUUGGUUUCUUCUUAAUUCUCUUUUCUCUCACUUUCUGAUAUUUUCUCAUCAGGAGGGGAAAAAAAAAAGAACAUCGUUUUGUAUAUUCUCUCUAAGAAAUUGGAAAGAGUAUGGCUUCUUCUUCAUCAAUUCACCAGAGUGUCUUUGAAGGAUUUGAGUUCGGUGAGGCAAGCAAUGUGCUUCUCAUGGCUUUAAUGGAAGAAACUCAGGAGGAGCAGAACUGUGAAGAUGAAAGACUUGUGAGUAUGAUUCAGUCACUUGAAGCAGAGAUUAGCAGAAACUCUAUGUUGAUGGAACAGGUGGAUGGUAAGGAUUGCUCCACGUCAUCAAUCAGCACUGAUGAUUAUUAUGAUGACAUUAUGGAUAUUGAUCAGCAAGUUGUCCCUUCCAUCUCACCAUUUGAUGAUUUGAAUGCUUGGAGUCCUUGUGCAGACAUGAAUCAGAACCAUUAUUUUGAUCAGUUUUAUUAUUUUGAUGCAGAAUUGUAAUUUUAAUAAUAUUUUCUCUUGAUUAUGCUC
Messenger RNA from Prosopis cineraria, 571 nucleotides. RefSeq lists its product as uncharacterized. Lineage: Eukaryota; Viridiplantae; Streptophyta; Magnoliopsida; Fabales; Fabaceae. The coding region runs from base 164 to 541 and encodes 125 amino acids. The transcript has a single exon. The record is from RefSeq and is a predicted model, not a curated record.